AUGUCAUUAGUGCAACUGGAGGAAAUGGAGUUUCAACCAGUUCGAGGGCCUCUGAAGAAGUGUCUGGAAGAAAUUAACAGAAAAACAAGAAACAGGCAAACGGAGAAGAAGAAGAAAGAAAAAGAGAUGGAAGCACCUGCAGCCGAAGACGUAGAAGAAGAAAUAGAGGAAGAUGAUGAUGAUGGCAAUGAUGGGGACAAUGAAAAGGAUGAAGAUUUUGUGGCAGAUGAGGAAGAUGAAGAAGACGAUGAAGAAGAAGGUGAAGAAGAGUCAGUGGGAGGGGGGAGUGUGGUGAAUGACAAUGCCAGUGUGUCGGGUAGUGUUACAGGUAGUGUAACGGGAAGUGUGGUGGAGAUUUCAGAUGAUGAUGGCUGACAGGGAAAGGGGGGAUGAGGGGUGGUCAAUGACAUUGCUAUAGUGGCAGAUAGUGAAAUGGAAAAUGUGUUGGAUAUUUCAGAUUAUGAGAACUGACCAGGAAUCUGUGUUUUGUAUUAUUAGUAUUGAAUAUAUAU
Messenger RNA from Saccostrea cuccullata (small rock oyster), 512 nucleotides. RefSeq lists its product as uncharacterized. Lineage: Eukaryota; Metazoa; Mollusca; Bivalvia; Ostreida; Ostreidae. The transcript has 2 exons. The record is from RefSeq and is a predicted model, not a curated record. Bases 1 to 375 code for a protein of 124 amino acids.